UUAACAUUCAAUAUGUAUUACCAGACUUUAGUGCUCUGUUGUGUGGCUCUGGCUUCGGCCGACCAGUAUCAGGACGCUUUGAAGAAACUAUGGAACAAAGACAGUGAUUCUGUGAUCGACGUCACCAGUGCCUCUAUUGUCAUCAAACCCUCAAGCUUCCAGUCCAGAGAGUCCAGGGUUCCAUACACGUAUCAACGAUAUGCCUUCAAGCCCCGUGCUAUUCCCCUCAGACCAGAAGAGCCUCAAGUUGAGAGAAACAUGUAUUACGCUGAUGUUAAAAAUAAGAGCAAUAUGCUUUUCCCUGGUAAUUACAUGCCAAUUGCCAAAGAGAAAAGUAAUUUGACGGAUGAUGGCCAGUUCCAUGUUAGAGCAAUACCUUUGAUCAGAAGAGAAGAAUAUGAGAAACGGUCUUUGGAUGUUGAGGAACCAAUUAUUGAGAAACCCGAGGGAUUUUCAGAGCCUACUGUCUCAAGGAGAUCAUUAUCAUACAUAAUGGGCGAUGACGACGCAGAAGACGAAUUCGAAGACGAUGACAGAGAUUAUGAAGAAGAAGAAGAUUUAACUAGUAUCAAAGGAGAAGGAGAAGAGAGGCACAAGAACAAGAGAAAGAAGAUUAAGCCUAAGAAACUCAAGAAAUACAUGCUUCCUCUGCUACUGGCUUAUAAGAUGAAGUACUUCGCUCUGGUACCAGUGAUGAUCGCGGGGCUGAUUCUGUUAAUAGGUGCUACAGGUUUAGCAGGAUUUUUCUUUGCAUUAUUUGCAGCAGUCAUGGGACUACAGAAAGGAGGAUAUUAG
Messenger RNA from Spodoptera litura, 795 nucleotides. RefSeq lists its product as uncharacterized. The record is from RefSeq and is a predicted model, not a curated record. NCBI's taxonomy places the organism in Eukaryota, Metazoa, Arthropoda, Insecta, Lepidoptera, Noctuidae.